Messenger RNA from Triplophysa dalaica, 4975 nucleotides. RefSeq names its product valosin containing protein (p97)/p47 complex interacting protein 1 (gene vcpip1). The record is from RefSeq and is a predicted model, not a curated record. NCBI's taxonomy places the organism in Eukaryota, Metazoa, Chordata, Actinopteri, Cypriniformes, Nemacheilidae. Bases 159 to 3476 code for a protein of 1105 amino acids. The transcript has 3 exons. Gene Ontology annotation, biological process: endoplasmic reticulum membrane fusion; protein K11-linked deubiquitination; protein K48-linked deubiquitination. Gene Ontology annotation, molecular function: cysteine-type deubiquitinase activity.
GCACAUAGGUCACUCUGCGACACAGAACCGCUUCCGUGUUGUGUUUGUUACUGGAAAACAGAAACUGCGUGAGGUGACACAAUUUUCUCUCACUCGUUGGUAAAUACACAGCGAUGCUUUUGUAAACAGCUGGGAAAGAGGAUAUAUAUCAUUGGAUUAUGUCGUUGAUCCCGGGCACGAAGCAAAAGGACAGGCGCAUUUUAUGCGGGAUGUGCCCGGACCCGCAGUGCCAGGCGAAGCUCUUCUUUCCCGCACACACCUCCAUCAGUAUCGAGUGCACCGAGUGCGGCCAGAGACACGAGCAGAAAAACCUCGCGAAUGUGGAAGAGGUGACUGACCCAGAUGUGGUGCUUCAUAACCUGCUGAGGAAUGCUUUGCUUGGUGUGCCGGGCCCUCCCAAAAAGGGCACGGAGCUGGUGAAAGUGAUGGGACUGUCAAACUAUCACUGCAAGCUGCUCUCCCCCAUCCUCACCCGCUACGGUAUGGACAAACAGUCGGGUACUGCUAAACUUUUAAAGGACAUGAACCAGGGAGACAUCUUUGACUGCUCACUUCUAGGUGACAGGGCAUUUCUCAUUGAACAAGAGCACGUGUCCACUGUUGGCUAUGGUAGAGACCGUUCAGGGAGUUUGAUCUACCUGCAUGACACCUUGGAGGAGAUCAAGAAAGCCAACUCGAAUAGAGAGUGUCUCAUCCCCGUGCACGUGGAUGGAGACGGACACUGCCUGGUCCACGCCGUGUCCCGGUCUCUAGUAGGACGUGAGCUCUUCUGGCAUGCCCUCAGAGAAAACCUUAAACUUAACUUCAAGCAGAACCUGGACCGCUACAAAGCUUUAUUCCAGGACUUUAUUGACGCAGCCGAAUGGGAAGAUAUAAUAAAUGAAUGUGACCCCUUAUUCAUCCCUCCGGAGGGCGUGCCGUUGGGCUUGAGGAACAUCCACAUAUUUGGUCUGGCCAAUGUGCUUCACAGACCAAUAAUCCUUUUGGACUCCUUGAGUGGCAUGCGCAGCUCGGGCGAUUACUCCGCCACCUUUCUCCCAGGCCUGGUUCCAGAGGAGCAAUGCAGAGGAAAAGAUGGCACACUGAACAAGCCCAUCUGCAUCGCGUGGAGCAGCUCCGGCAGGAAUCACUAUCUUCCCAUAGUGGGCAUAAAGGGCACGGCGUUACCCCGUUUACCUUCUGCGUUGUUGCCGAAAGCGUGGGGCAUCCCACAAGAGCUGAUCCGGAGAUAUGUGAGUCUGGACUCCGGCGGCAGCUGUGUGAUCGGGGGCGAUCGGAGUCUGCAGGAUAAAUAUUUGCUGCGCCUCGUGGGUGCAAUGGAGGACGUCUUCAUGGACAAGCACGGGAUCCACCCCUCACUAGUUGCAGACGUUCACCAGUACAUAUACAGGCGCACGGGAGUGAUCGGUGUGCAACCUGAGGAGGUCACGGAGGCGGCAAAGAAAUCAGUUCAGGAGGGCCGUCUCCAUCGUUGUUUGGUCUGCAACGCCCUUUCUGAGCUCCACAUGCCAGCCGAGUGGCUCAUACCCGGGGGUAAGCUCUACAACCUGGCCAAAUCCACUCAUGGCACGCUUCGACGUGAUAAAAACUACAGCUUCCCUCUAAAUAGUAUGGUUUGUUCCUACAACCCUGAAAAAGACGUGCUUGUGCCCGAUUAUAAACUAAGCUCCCUCACGGCCUGCACCUGGUGCCACGGAACCUCCGUAAGACGCGUGCAUGGCGACGGCUCUGUUGUUUAUUUGGAUGGAGAUCGUACCAACACGAGUUCGCAAGGGGGGAAAUGUGGAUGCGGCUUCAAGCACUUUUGGGAGGGGAAAGAGUAUGACAAUCUUCCUGAAGCAUUCCCCAUCACUCUGGAGUGGGGCGGUCGUGUGGUGCGCGAGACUGUUUACUGGUUCCAGUACGAAAUGGACCCGUCGCUUAACAGCAACGUUUACGACGUGACCAUGCGGCUCGUCACCAAACACUUCCCCGGUGAGUUCGGCAGCGAGAUCCUGGUGCAGAAAGUGGUAAACACCAUUUUGCAUCACACAGCCAAGAGAAGCCAAGAUGAAUACAAUCCUGUCAACAUAGAGGGCGCUCACGUGCAGAACAGAGUGGAUGGGGCUGAACCGGUCACCCAACCUCCUACCAAAAUCAUCUUGACGGGUCAGAAAGGUAAAACGUUGCAUAAAGAGGAGCUUGUGAUGAGCAGGACCGAACGAGUCUUGCAGCACAGCAUUAGCGAGCAGGCAGCUCUCUCCCAGCGCCGAAGCACGGACCGUGUGCGCCAGCAGAACCCUCGCCCUUCGUCCCCUUCCUCUGCUUCCUCUUCAGCUCCUCCCACUCCCACUAAAGUGCCACCCUCCAGUGGAGAGAAAAAGAUCCGUGUAACGACCAGCGACGGGCGGCAGGCCAUGCUCACGUUGCAACCUCACACCACCUACAGUGACCUGCAGAACUCCAUUAUCCAGGUCUUCAACUUGCCACCCGGCCAGCUGUGCAUCCGCCACGGUUUCCCGCCCAGAGAGCUGCCCCCGCCACACAAAGAGGACCAGAACCAGCAGGUUGGGUUGCAACAUGGCGAUCGCAUUUCUGUAGAAGUGCUGAAAGAGAGCUCGCCCGACGCUCAACUGAGUCAAACUCAGUCUCAUGCACCUGAAACUCAUGACCCACGGCUCAGUCGUGCAAGCAGCAGGGAACUCCAGGACAACAUUGACCUUGAGAUGUCUUCACUUUGUCUCCUAGCAGCACUCUUGGGUGAAGAUGUCUGGUCAUAUGCCAAGAAACUGCCUCACCUGUUCCAGCAAGGAGGAGUCUUCUACAAUAUUGUCAAGAAAGACAUGGGUCUGUUGGACGGGAAGCACUGCACACUGCCCCACUUGUCUGGCAAAACGUUUGUGUUUAAUGCAGCAGAGGAUCGAUUGGAGCUAUGUGUGGACUCAGCUGGUCAUUUUCCAGUAGGCCCUGAUGUAGAGGACCUCGUUCAGGAAGCCCUCUCCCAGCUCCGCACUGAUGCAGCCUCCCGUAGCCAUGAAGGAAGCCCCGCCCACAGCCUACGAUUGGGCUCCGGUGGGGCAGUGCGCAGGAAAGAACAGAGCGUCACCGCCUUCCAGGGAAAAGGUCACUCUCUAGGCUCCGCCCCUCCUGAGCAUCCUCCAAUACGACGACAGCACAGCAGCGGCGUGGAUCUCAGCGGCAGCGUCCGUGGAGAGAGUUUACCUCUGUCGGGUGAAGAGCUGGUGCGUGUGGCCCCAGGCAUGCUUACUCUACGUGAGGGCCACGGCGUGGGGCUGGAGCCCGCUGUGAUCGAGGCCCAACGGCAACGCUUGCAGGAGAUGGUUUCGAGCAUACAAGCGUCAAUGGACAAACACCUGCGCCAGCACUCUGCGACAAGGCAUGAUGGGAAGGAAGAAGAGACUACUGACAAGCAAGAAGAGAUGGAGAGUCAUGGGCCAGAGCCUCCUAGCACUUUUGAGCCCAUGGACCAAUCCUGAUGCUUCAUUAAACUGAGCGAGCUUCCUUCACAGCGUAACACACACGUAUACACACGCAUACACACACACUGUGAUUCAACUAAUCAAUAAUGGUGCCGCCUAAUGCGUCUGUUCAGUGCGAAACGCAUUGCUUAAAUCUUUUCAAGUCUUAAGAUGUGGAACUCAGAGUGGUUAUUUACAGAACGUGUGUUGGCUUUCAUCCACCUUAAGUACAGCUGCACCAAAGUGCACAUAGAUUUAAUAUCACCCGUAAGCUUUGCUAGUAUGCUCAAGCAUAGUUCUUAAGUAAUUCUAAAAAUAAAGUGCACUUUGACCCUUAUGCUCUGAAAAGUCCCUGAAAUCAAAACAAAAACAGCUGUGGUCUUUUCAGCCCCGUGUUUACAUCAGUAAGUGUGUGUGUGUGUGAUUAUUAGGAAACACAUCAGAAUAGACAGCUCAGUGAGGAACUAACCCAGUGUCAGACAUCAGCUUGAUAAUAUGAUUAUUAGCUUGAUUAAUAUGCCCUUGUGCAUGUCCCUUUUCUUUUCAAACAUUGUUCAGUAGGAGGCAAUUCAGAAGCGUUACUUCGCAUUGGAAUGUAAUCUUUUGACAGGUUUUUGUCUAUAGCUACACUGAAUUUAGCCAAGCGGAUGUUAUUUUCAGGGGAAAAAAUUCAGAACUAUAUUUGUCUUGAUUGCCUAUAUCAAUGCAAUGCUGAUGUGAUAUGGUUAGUACGGUCAGACUAUUUUUGUUAAGUAAAACAUACAAAGCAAAAUAAAUCCGUAACCCUAAUUUGUAGAGCUGAUAUUUAAGCAACACAUCCUGAAUAUACCUGAUGUUUAAAAAAGAUGGAAAAUUGUAAAGAUUGCAUUGAAUCCACUUCAUAUCUAUUCAGACCUUGGUGAGCUUUUGCUUUUACCCUGAUGUUGCCAAUAACAGGUGAACAGACCUGUUAACAGCCUUAACAAGACCUGACCCCAGCUUUGAUCUGCAGCGUUUCCCAAUGGUGCCCUAUGUUAGCUAGUUCUGAGAAGACACAGGGCCUGUCCUCGGUUUUAUCUGAGGUUACAGGUGAAGCAUAUUGAAGGUGUUUAGAGGCUCGAUGAGCUUUUGCUUUUUAAUUGAUUGUUUUUUUAUUUUAAGUCAACGACAAUAUCUGUACCAGAGCACUUUUCUGUGUGGGAGUGUUUAUUAGCUCUUAAACAUAUAAUUGAUAUUGUUGGUGUACAGAGCGGCACAAAAGAGAUGUUUUACUGCUUCAUGUAACACAGACUCGAGUGCAGAUUGUUUCUCUGUGACUGCUGCCCUCAUGAUAUAUUGUAUUCUGGUGUACAAUAGUGGUAUAUAUUGUAUUAUACUUUCAGCUGUACAGAUAUUGAAUCUGUUUGUUUUUCUGAUUGUUUUUCCUCUGUUUUUCAAUAAAACAGUUGGAUAAUUCUAUACAGCCGUGGAAUCUGCUGUUUGCAUGCGUGAUUUACUUUUCAGCCUAACAACAAUAAAGUUAUUCCAUCUGUAUGAAA